This is a messenger RNA of Brugia malayi, 126 nucleotides long. RefSeq lists its product as uncharacterized. Lineage: Eukaryota; Metazoa; Nematoda; Chromadorea; Rhabditida; Onchocercidae. The record is from RefSeq and is a predicted model, not a curated record. The transcript has 2 exons. Bases 1 to 126 code for a protein of 41 amino acids.
AUGUUCCUUUUUUUGUUUGAUAUGGGUGCCUUACUUACUGCUGCGUUACGUCAUUGUUCCACACGUACGUUUGAGCAACUUCCCGUGAAGACAAUCUAUGCUCAAUGUUGCAUUUCCGUUGGAUAA